UCGCCGCGCAAGAACAAGUAUGCCUUCGCCUGUGCCAUCUUGGCCUCCAUGACCUCCGUUUUGCUAGGAUACGACGUAGGCGUGAUGAGCGGGGCAAUCAUUUUUGUUGUGGAGGAACUAAAGAUAAACCAUGUGGAGGUGGAGGUCUUGAUGGGGGUCAUCAAUCUGUACUCGCUCGUCGGGUCAGCGAUGGCGGGGCGAACCUCCGAUUGGAUCGGCCGGCGCUACACCAUUGUGUUGUCCGGGGCCAUCUUCUUCGCCGGGGCCCUUCUCAUGGGCUUAGCCCCCAACUACGCCUUCCUCAUGUUCGGUCGCUUCGUCGCCGGCAUCGGCGUCGGCUACGGCCUCAUGAUAGCCCCUGUCUACACCGCGGAGGUCUCCCCCCCCGUCUCCUCCCGCGGCUUCCUCACCUCCUUCCCGGAAGUGUUCAUCAACCUUGGCGUUCUCCUUGGCUACAUUUCCAACUAUGCCUUUUCCAAGCUUCCCCUCAAACUUGGGUGGCGUCUCAUGCUCGGCGUGGGAGCAAUCCCCUCGGUCAUGCUCGCCUUGGGGGUCCUUGCCAUGCCGGAGUCCCCCGGGUGGCUCAUCAUGCACGGUCGCCUAGCCGAUGCAAAGCGGGUUCUUGACAAGACCUCCAACUCCAAGGAUGAGGCCGCGCUCCGACUCGCGGAUAUCAAGGAGGCUGCCGGCAUUCCUGCAGAGUGUUUUGACGACGUCGUCAAAGUCACCAAGCGGAGCACCGGGGAGGGCGUCUGGCGGGAUCUCCUCCUCCACCCAACCCCAUCUGUUCGGCACAUCCUCAUAUGUGCCGUCGGAAUCCACUUCUUCCAACAGGCCUCCGGCAUCGAUGCCGUCGUCCUCUACAGCCCUAGCAUCUUUGAGGAGGCCGGCAUCACUUCCUCCGACAAAAAGCUCCUAGCCACCAUCGCAGUAGGCUUCGUAAAAACAAUAUUUAUCCUCGUCUCCACCUUCCUCCUCGAUCGGGUCGGGCGGCGGCCAUUAUUGCUUAGCAGCGUCGGUGGGAUGAUCGUCUCACUCUCCACCCUUGCCGCGUGCCUCACCAUCAUCGGCCGCAGCCACACAAAUCUCAAGUGGGCAAUCGCCAUGUGCAUCGCAUCGGUGUUGUUCUUCGUGGCCUUCUUCUCCAUCGGGCUGGGGCCAAUCGCAUGGGUGUACAGCUCGGAGAUCUUCCCACUGAGGCUACGUGCGCAGGGGUGCGCAAUCGGCGUCGCCAUCAAUCGGGUGGCGAGUGGAGUGUUGGUGAUGACGUUCUUGUCACUCUCUAAGGCAAUCACCAUCGGCGGGGCCUUCUUCUUGUACACGGGGAUCGUGUGCGCUUCGUGGGUGUUCUUUUACGUGCUGAUGCCGGAAACUCAGGGGCGGACCUUAGAGGAGAUAGAUCAGUUCUUUGGUAAAUACACCAAAUGGAGGUCCACGAAGAGGGAGCUGGAGAUGCGAAGGAACAAAGCGGUGGUCAACAAUGGUGGAGGCAGCGGCGAGCGGCAUUCAGUGUAA
Messenger RNA from Eucalyptus grandis, 1515 nucleotides. RefSeq names its product polyol transporter 5-like. Gene Ontology annotation, biological process: transmembrane transport. Gene Ontology annotation, cellular component: membrane. NCBI's taxonomy places the organism in Eukaryota, Viridiplantae, Streptophyta, Magnoliopsida, Myrtales, Myrtaceae. The transcript is spliced from 3 exons. Gene Ontology annotation, molecular function: carbohydrate transmembrane transporter activity. The coding region runs from base 49 to 1515 and encodes 488 amino acids. The record is from RefSeq and is a predicted model, not a curated record.